AUGUAUUCGCGAGUUUGUCGCAAUAAUAAGCAAGCCCCAGAAAGAACCGUGGCUUAUGGUAUGAAGGUUAAUUGUUGUGUUCAGUUUGCUGUGAGCCGGGCAGUUCCCCGGGGCCGCUCCCUUCGCGCAGUGGUGCAGGGACACAAGCUGGCAUCUGAGCUUCACCACCUGGAGCAGGUGUCCGAGGCUCAGGGAGAGACAGCUACGGGGGUGAUGACAUGCUCCCCUUUUGCUCACACCCUGCCAUCCAGAACAGGUGCGUGGCCCCACCUGGCUGCAAGGUUACCUGCCCACCCCUCGAAGUACAGUCCCAAUCUCACACUUCAGCCUCACGGCCUGCAACUUCCUGCCCGCAUCCAGACUCACGCCCAGUGCGAGAUAGGGAAGCUGCCUGCGCACCCUGGCAUGCUGUUGCCCCCUGCCGCCACGCCUCGUCCCUCUGCCCGCACUGCUCGGGCCCCAAGGUCCGUGGGGGUGGUCCCUGUGUGCAUCAGUUUGGAUGGUUUAAGGAAGCAGAAAGGGCCCACCCUACUCCAGGAGGACCUCAGCCCCAAGCUUCGUUACAACUGCAACGACCCCGUUUCCAGAGAAGGGCAGAUUCACAGCUACCAGGAUCAGGGCUUCGCGUUUCUGGAGGAUACAGGAAAUAUUCAGUCUUCCUCCCUCCUUCUCUCCUCGGUGUCCCUUCUUUGCUCAGAGCUCUUCCCUGAAGACCCCAGUGACCUCAGUCCUCCUUCUCUGAGCUCGGGCACCUUCAAGAAGCGCGUGCCGACCAGGGGACACCCCUGGGCAAAGGCGAAGGUGAGUGUGGUGGAGGCCAGCUGGAGGGCAGUGAACAGACUCAAGAGGUGCUUUGACGGGAAAAUCUCCAAGAUCGGUGGUGGCUUAGAGCACGACCCCUGGACUCCUCACUGUGCAACAGGAAGUUUGUCGCUUGUUCGGUCGGCAGACAGAAGGAACGUGAAUACGAGAAAAGACAAGUUCAACUUGGGUGCACAACGUUUAAUCGGCAUCCACAAGGCGGAGGCAUUUUCACAGGAAAUAACCCGACUCCAGAAGUGGAAGCAUGGCAAGCGCCAUCAAGAGGAAUUAACGGGAACGAGCCAAAGAUUUCUGGAGAAACACAAGGGCCGCUCUUUUCUGUGUUUUGCAGUAAUGUUGGCUCUCCUUUUGUUGGCAGGCCAGUACCUGAAUACUGAGGAGCCUCCUCCCUGUGAAAGAAAGUCUGCUGCAACGGGCCUGGAGGGAGCAAAAGACCUCAGAGAUGCUGACUAUGAAGACCCAGAACUUCGUAUGGAAGAGGCAUGGCGAACGAUAAAAAUUUUACCAGCCAGGCCUAUAAAGGAAUCUGAAUAUGCAGAUACGCGCUAUUUCAAGGAUAUGAUGGACACUCCCUUUUCCUUGGACGCCCAGCCCUCCGUCCCCACGGAGGGCCAACACUGGCACACACGGAUGGGGCUGGAAGAAGUGAACAAACAAAUUUCCAAGGAUUCCAGAAGCCAACACGUUAAAGGAGACAGACCCGCAAAGGAAAGCAAGACUCCUUUCCCACCUCCUCGGCCACCUGGCAUUCUUCCGAAGAAGUACCAGCCCCUGCCGCCCCAGCCGGAGAGCAGCUGUUCACCCCUCCCUCAGAGGCUCGCCUUUCCCGACGUCCAGAGAGAACCCAGACAGAUAAGCUUAAAGGACUUACAUGAGGUCCUCGGAACAGAGAGAGUCCCUCAUUGCCAGAUGAAGCCUGAAUCGACUCACCUGUCACAAAAUCAAAGUACUCAAGAGACUCCUCUUGCCAUCACCAGCUCACCACUCGUGAUGAAAAACCAAAGUGCACAAAACAGAGAUCAUAAACACAGCACCCAGUUCCAUCCUCCCCAGAGAUGUCAGUCUCCAGCCCGCUAUGGCCCUCAGGAAACUUUGCCGCACUGUAAAAACACAGGCUGGAGAAAACCUUUCCCAAGUUCUGAUGAAAAGGAUGUCCAGCAAAACAACUGGUAUGUUGGAGAGCACAGUCGCCAGGCAGCGGAAGAGGCAUUAAGGAGGGAGAACAAGGAUGGCACUUUCUUGGUCCGAGACUGUUCCACGAAAUCCAGGGCAGAACCCUACGUUUUGGUGGUGUUUUAUGGGAACAGAGUCUACAACGUGAAAAUCCGUUUCCUGGAGAAGAAUCACCAGUUUGCCCUGGGGACAGGACUCAGGGGAGACGAGAAGUUUAAUUCGGUGGAAGACAUGAUCGAACACUACAAGUAUUUUCCCAUCGUACUAAUUGACGGGAAAGAUAAAACUGGAGUCCGCAGGGUGCAAUGCUACCUAACACAGCCGCUCUCCUUCAGCAGAUGCUUCUCGCCGUGGUAGCCUGGGCUCUGUGUUCUCUCCGGUUCAGGGGAUCUGAUGCCUCCACCCAUUUUCCAAUGAUUUCAAAAGAUGACGUUCUGUGGCUUCGAGGGAUCACUUCGUUGACCUCGGAGAAAAAGAAAAACCUUUUACCAUGGAAACUGGAAACUCAAUCUCGGUUUCGAAAGUUCAAGCCACAGAAGAAAUAUCUAUAAGAAGCAAAAAAAUAAAAACUGGCUUUUAAAAGCGUAUCAUCUAAAGAGAAAACUGUAAAUGUGGUCCUCGUGCCUAUGUUACAGAUGAGAAAUAAAGGUGACAAGAAGGUUUGCUGAAAUAUUUGCAAUUCGCACAGGACAGAUCUAUGUGAGACUCCCAAGUUUAUGCUCUUUAUAGGACCUGCCCCUGCCUUUAUUUCUGGAGUGGUAGGACUUGUGAAUUUAGAUUUUUGAGAUUCCUCAGGCUAAAGAUAUUGGUGAACGUAAGCUCUAUUGUAUUUGUGAUCCUGGAAAUUCAAGUGUCCGGACGACUGUAGUAGAAAAGGAGACUGCUUGUGAAUAUCACCUGGAGGAAGUCAGAAAUGCUCUUUCUGGAGGAAAGCAGAAAUGCUCUGGUGUGAAAUGGCCAUGGCCCAGGCUCCAGGACUCUGUGUCGAGUGGCUUGGAGACAAACGGAAUUCGCAGAUUCGUAGUCAGGGAGUAAGCUGAAGUCUGAGUGAAAGUUCAAAAACAUUUCUUUUUAAUUCCCAUGGUGGACUUCCCUUCAAAGGAAGAGAACCGUCCUCAGAUAAGUGUGACCCUGAAGGAAGAUUGCACGCCUCCUGAUAUUGUCACCUCCUAAGGCUAAGAGGAUCUUAUUUGAUUCCCACUUUACAAUACAGACGAGGAAAAGAGGCUCAGAAAGGUUACUGAUCUCACUCCGUGUAGGAAGAGAGCCCACAUUUUUAUCCAUUUCGCCUGGCUCCUUCCAAGCACACCUUCCCAGGUACAUUCCCUGUAGAAUUGAACCAUCAAGUUGAAAAGCUAAAUUAAGGAGAGAGAAACAAUCUGAAAAUACAGAUUUACCCACAUGAAAAUGUAUAAAUAACUAAACUCUUUAGUGAAGUAAGUUAAAAGAGAGAGCUCUGGGUGAAAUGAAUACACAUAAUGACUUCAAAUGUUUUCAAAGCCUGUACGUGAAAUUUACGGAAUAUUUAUGCGGUGGUAGCUCUAACGCAGAAGUCAAGUCAAAAAUAGAAUUAGAAGGGGAGAGAUAACAAUGGAAACAACACAAAACCAUGCUCCGGAUCAUCUCAUCUGAAAUAGCAGCCAAGGAGUGCCCUUAAAGGGGCCCCGACCAUCCACCUACCAACUGGACAAGAGAGCACAGGCUCUCUGCUCUCCCAAGGUCAAUGGGAAGUAAUGCCUCUGAGUCAGGGCAGGAGCAUUUGAUGAAGAAGCUCCUUGUCAGUUAGGGCUCUUGAUACUCAACUGAGCCUACCUUCGAGUGCGCCCGCACAGGAUAGCACGUGAACCAAGAAGCAAGAGUGUCUAGCCCGGGGCUUGGCUACUUCAGGAGCAGACUGCUCAGAACUGAAGGCAGUGUGGUUGUUGCUCGCGCUCGGCUGGACCUCCAGGCCGGCAUGGAAACAGGCUGUGCAGAGGCCACAGCUCUUGUGCAGGAAGAAUCUGACCCUCCUUCUAUAAAGCCAUGGGGAG
Molecule: messenger RNA, 4025 nt
Organism: Lynx canadensis (Canada lynx)
Lineage: Eukaryota; Metazoa; Chordata; Mammalia; Carnivora; Felidae
Gene: CLNK
Product: cytokine dependent hematopoietic cell linker
Exons: 20
Coding region: 1-2352 (783 amino acids)
Biological process (GO): intracellular signal transduction; cell surface receptor protein tyrosine kinase signaling pathway
Source: RefSeq, a predicted model, not a curated record